GAACACACACUCUUACAUACUAAACUUGCAGUAGCACCUGAACUGAACCUACCCAACAUGGCUCCUAUUGAGAUUCCAACAGUGGUGCUUCCAAACUCAUCUGGGCAACAGAGGGUGCCCGUGAUUGGAAUGGGUUCUGCCCCUGAUUUCACUUGUAAGAAAGACGCAAAAGCUGCAAUCAUCGAGGCCAUCAAGCAGGGUUAUAGACAUUUUGACACUGCUGCUGCAUAUGGCUCUGAACAGGCUCUUGGUGAAGCCCUCAAAGAAGCUCUUCAACUUGGCCUUGUCACGCGUGAUCAACUCUUCGUCACUUCCAAGCUUUGGGUCACUGAUAAUCAUCCUCAUCUUGUUGUCCCUGCUUUGCGCAAAUCGCUUAGAACUCUUCAACUAGAGUACUUGGACCUCUAUCUCAUCCACUGGCCACUGAGUUCCCAGCCAGGAAAAUUUUCGUUUCCAAUUGAGGUAGAGGAUCUCUUGCCAUUUGAUGUGAAGGGUGUGUGGGAAUCCAUGGAAGAGUGCCAGAAACUUGGCCUCACCAGAGCCAUAGGAGUCAGCAACUUCUCUGUCAAGAAGCUUCAAAAUCUUCUCUCAGUUGCUUCCACCCGUCCUGCAGUCAAUCAAGUGGAGAUGAACCUUGCAUGGCAACAGAAGAAGCUAAGAGAGUUUUGCAGUUCAAAUGGUAUAGUGAUAACUGCUUUUUCACCGUUGAGGAAAGGUGCCAGUAGGGGACCAAAUGAAGUGAUGGAGAAUGAUGUGCUGAAAGAGAUCGCUGAGGCUCAUGGCAAGUCCAUAGCCCAAGUUUGUUUGAGAUGGUUGUAUGAACAAGGAGUCACUUUUGUGGCCAAGAGCUAUGAUAAGGAGAGGAUGAACCAAAAUUUGCACAUCUUUGAUUGGGCCUUGACACAAGAGGAUCACCACAGAAUUGAUCAAAUCAAGCAGAGCCGUUUGAUCGGUGGACCAACCAAGCCCCAACUCAAUGAUCUCUGGGAUGAUGAAAUAUAGACUUUAUAGUUAUCCAUGUAUGCCUCCAAAUUGCUUUUAAUAGUUAAUGUUCCUAAAGCUGAAAGAUAGAGCUGUGAGUGAGCUCUAUCUGCUUGUGUGAGUCUUGAAAUAAUUUUAUUCCACUUUGUAUUUUAUUUUACACAGUUGAAAUGUUUGAUGAUAAUACAUAUUAAUAUGG
Molecule: messenger RNA, 1180 nt
Organism: Abrus precatorius (Indian licorice)
Lineage: Eukaryota; Viridiplantae; Streptophyta; Magnoliopsida; Fabales; Fabaceae
Product: NAD(P)H-dependent 6'-deoxychalcone synthase
Exons: 3
Coding region: 58-1002 (314 amino acids)
Cellular component (GO): cytosol
Molecular function (GO): aldose reductase (NADPH) activity
Source: RefSeq, a predicted model, not a curated record